AGGCCGCUAAUGAUUAUGCGCGGCGGGUCCCUCUUCCCCACUUCCGCUCUCAAGCUCCUUUACAGGCUGGUUUCCGGUCGGAGUGUGGGGAGAGUUACAACUGCCAACCAGACGGACGGCGACGUGCAGGAACGCGCGUCCAAAUUCUCGUGUUCCACCUGUUGCUCGAGACUCUCAAAGAUGUCAACUCAAGGCCAUGCUUGGGCCCGACAGGUGAAGAAGGAGGAUGAGGAAGAGGAUCCGCUGGACCAGCUGAUUUCCCGCUCUGGUUGUGCUGCUUCCCACUAUGCAGUACAGGAGUGCAUGGCCCAACACCAGGACUGGCGACAGUGUCAGCCACAGGUACAGGCCUUCAGGGACUGCAUGAGUGAACAUCAGGCAAGGCGGCGGGAGGAGCUGCAGAGGAGGAAAGAGCAAGGCAGUGCUCACCACUGAGACCCCAAACCACCUAUCCCCAGAGGAUGUCCCUGAAGAAACGAGCCCAGAGAGAUCAUAGGAGGAAGAAGUCCUGAACAGUGGAAGUUUGGGCCGAAAGGUGUAAAACAUGGGGAUUGUCUGGCCAAGACUGACUUUGAGAGCCAGACAGCCAUGGGUUUGGACAUGACUGCUGUAAAGAGCUGUCAUAUUUUCAUUGUGCAAUCCCACACAUCCUCACCUACCAUGUUACACCGAUAUUAAAUGUCAACUGAUAUUGCCAAGUAAAACAAAGAGUUGGGUUAAGGGAUGCUCUCUUACCUUACAUCUUGGGUCAGUGUGCCAGGUACCAAGCCGAUUACAUGGAUGUUUAAUUUUAAAAGUAAAUUCACAAUCUAAAUGUAAACUGAUUACCUAAUCAGGUCUUCAUUUAUUGAGUAAUUGGUUCAACACAGCAAGUUUUUCUGAGACCUUCCCAUGUGCCAGGUACUGUGUGAAUGAAUAAUAUGAUCUGAUGUGAUAAAUAAUAGGAUCUCUUCUUUCAUGUUUCUUAGUCUGGUUUGAGAGAUAGAAAUAAAUAAAACAGCAUUAGAACAACUAA
This is a messenger RNA of Neofelis nebulosa (Clouded leopard), 1015 nucleotides long. RefSeq names its product cytochrome c oxidase assembly factor 4 homolog, mitochondrial. The coding region runs from base 10 to 435 and encodes 141 amino acids. Gene Ontology annotation, biological process: mitochondrial respiratory chain complex IV assembly. Gene Ontology annotation, cellular component: mitochondrial intermembrane space. The transcript has 2 exons. Lineage: Eukaryota; Metazoa; Chordata; Mammalia; Carnivora; Felidae. The record is from RefSeq and is a predicted model, not a curated record.